AAUAUUAUGACUCGAUGCAUAUUAAUUUUGUGAAAAUAUGCUUGUCUAACAGUUAUUAGUAUGAAAUUGUAAUUGCCUUGCAUUAAUUUUGUUGCAAAUGAAUGGUUGAUGCGUGACUCUCUCUCUUUCCUUUCAUGCCUAACGGUAAUGAAUUAAUACAACUCUCAAUGUUUAUGAAUUAUGAGAGUGCAUGAGCUUCCUUUAAAAGCAACAAUGUAUCUCCAUUGUUAGCUCGUGGCUCCUCAGGCCAGCUUUGUUAUACAAAAAGCUGGUCGGAAAAAAACCGCCUCAAAAUUUCCAAUUUUUUUUUUAUAUUUGCUGUCACUGCAAGAUCUAGUUCAUAAAUAUAGUUGAAGAAGUAUUGUGGAGAUGGAAAAAACUAAAGGUGGUGUCGAAGGGUCUGAAUUUGGGGAAGCCAAGGUGAAGCAACAUAAGAUGGAACACUAUUUGAAGUACUUUGGAGGAAUCAAAGUGGACAAAUUGAUAGGAGGAUCCAACUUCAAAGGCGAGAUCAAUGCGCAGUCACGGUUAUGCAGACUCAAAUUGUUUGUUUUUACAGCCACAACCAUGCUGAUUCUCAUCUGCGUCUGCGCGGUGCAGCUGAGCAUGCUCAGCGAUGUAACCCGGGUUUUGAUGUUUCGCUCGAAUUCUCAAACCAUCACUCCGCCACAAAUUACUGGAACUGAAAGGGAUUUUGAGAAUAAUGGAUAUCUGAUGGUCUCAUCCAAUGGAGGAUUGAAUCAAAUGCGGAUUUGUGACAUGGUGGCUAUUGCAAGUUUUUUGAAUGUCACGCUUAUAGUUCCUGAGUUGGACAAUACCUCCUUUUGGAAUGAUCGCAGUCGAUUUGAAGAUAUAUUUGAUGUGGAUUACUUCAUUGCAUCUCUGAGAGAUGAAGUCAGGAUACUAAAAGCUCUGCCUGAUAAGCAGAAAAGAAGAGCAGAGAUAGCUAGCCUCUAUUCCAUGGCUCCUGUUAGCUGGGCCAACAUGAAAUAUUACUACGAACUGAUUCUUCCCCGCAUAAAGAAGUAUGAAGUGCUGCAUUUCACUCAGACCAAUGCCAGGCUUGCGAAUAAUGGGAUCCCGAACGAGGUUCAGAAACUGCGGUGCAAAGCGAAUUACAGAGCUCUAAGAUUCACUCCUCCUAUUGAGGAACUGGGAAAGAAGAUUGUUAGGAUUCUGAGGGAAAAGGGUCCAUUCCUAGUUCUUCAUCUGAGAUAUGAAAUGGACAUGUUGGCAUCUUCUGGUUGUACGGAAGGUUGCAAUGCCAAAGAAAUUGAAGAAUUAACAAAUAUGAGGUUUGCUUACCCACGGUGGAAGCAGAAAAUAAUAGACUCUGUUAGGAAAAGAAGAGUUGGGGCGUGCCCUUUAACUCCUGAGGAAACUGCACUUGCAUUGAGGGCUUUGGAUAUUGAUCCUGGCAUCCAAGUUUAUAUCGCUGCCGGCGAUAUAUACGGCGGAGAAAGAAGAAUGGCGCCUCUGAGACUAGCUUUUCCCCAUACGGUUAAAAAGGAGACGUUGCUGGAAUCCUCCGACCUCGAGCCCUUCAGGAACCAUUCAAACCGAAUGGCAGCGUUGGAUUAUAUGGUGUCACUGGAAAGCGACAUCUUUAUUCCUACUUAUAAAGGAAACAUGGCAAUAACUGUUGCAGGCCAUAGAAGGUACUUGGGAUUCAGGACGACAAUUCGGCUACACAGAAAGCUUCUAGUGGAAUUGAUACGCCAGUACAGGAAUGGAAGUCUGAGCUGGGAUGAAUUUUCACAGGCAGUGAAAACAGGGCACGCUGAUCGCAUGGGAAGCUCAGCUCCAAGAUUGGAGAUGCCUGGCAAGCCUAAGGAUGAAGAAUAUUUCUAUAGCAAUCCCCAGGAAUGUUUGCCACAAAUUGUUUAAAAACCAAAAGACCUGUGAUAUAGAGGAGAUAGACUUUGGUGAACAUGUCUGAUUAGUGUAGCUUUCACACCUUGAGACCAGUGUCGGACCAAAAUAUAAGAAGUAUCAUAUUAUUACAAAAGGUACCCACAAGUUGCUCAACGAACGACAUAGACACCCCUACCCAAAAAUUGGGUAGUGUGGUUGGUAUGUACCCUUAGAUUCCACUUCCCUAGCCAGCAUCACUAAUGUAAAAUAACUAUUCUUUUAUUUA
Molecule: messenger RNA, 2140 nt
Organism: Pyrus x bretschneideri (Chinese white pear)
Lineage: Eukaryota; Viridiplantae; Streptophyta; Magnoliopsida; Rosales; Rosaceae
Product: rhamnogalacturonan I rhamnosyltransferase 1-like
Exons: 8
Coding region: 370-1887 (505 amino acids)
Cellular component (GO): cytoplasm
Source: RefSeq, a predicted model, not a curated record